Messenger RNA from Perkinsus marinus ATCC 50983, 705 nucleotides. Its product is annotated as cathepsin B, putative. NCBI's taxonomy places the organism in Eukaryota, Perkinsozoa, Perkinsida, Perkinsidae. Gene Ontology annotation, cellular component: lysosome. The record is from RefSeq and is a predicted model, not a curated record. Gene Ontology annotation, molecular function: cysteine-type endopeptidase activity. Bases 1 to 705 code for a protein of 234 amino acids. The transcript is spliced from 8 exons.
AUGUCACCCUGCUUCAGCUCCAGGCCUGGCGACUCUGCCUUCAACCGACGGAAUUUCCGAUUCGAGUCAUUCAAGUUGAGUGGUGAAUACAAACCGCCCGAGGAACUGGGCAACGAUGAUGGCUGCUGGCCUUAUCCAUUCCCGAAGUGCAAUCAUGUGCCCGGGCUGGAAAGCAAAUAUCCCCGAUGCGCGCAGGUCCGGGACCUUCCUGCAUGUGCAACUACUUGCCCCAAUAAAGCCUACGGGACCAGCAUGCAGAAAGAUACUCACCGUGCUAAAAGCUGGGGACGUCUACCGAUAGGCCCUGAGAAGAUCAAGCAAGAAAUAUUCGAUAAUGGACCCGUUGCUGCGAUGAUGACGCUCUACGAAGAUUUUCGAUUUUACAAGUCUGGUGUCUACGUGCACAAAACGGGUCAAAUGUUGGCGGCUCAUACUCUUAAACUCAUAGGUUGGGGAGUCGAGUCUGGCCAAGAGUAUUGGUUAGCAGUGAAUGCUUGGAAUGAGGAAUGGGGUGACCACGGGAUGAUCAAACUCGCAUCUUCGGUCUAUUUUGUCCGUAUGACCAGGAUAUGGAUACGGGCCGUUACAGAGAAAGCGGAGUUGAGUUGCAUUUUUAUCGACGAUGAGGAGAAGAAAUCAUUAGCACCAUCGAAUUUGCUGUUUCAACUGGAUGCGGGUGGGCGGGUUCAGGAAGGUUCCCAUUAA